Balaenoptera ricei (Rice's whale) is the source of this 2073-nucleotide messenger RNA. It is a transcript of the gene NIBAN3, whose product is annotated as niban apoptosis regulator 3. NCBI's taxonomy places the organism in Eukaryota, Metazoa, Chordata, Mammalia, Artiodactyla, Balaenopteridae. The transcript is spliced from 17 exons. Bases 1 to 1854 code for a protein of 617 amino acids. The record is from RefSeq and is a predicted model, not a curated record.
AUGGGGCGGGGCAGGGGGAGCCCAGGACACAGUAGCAGGAUGGGUGGGCGGCCCUCGAGCCCCUUGGACAAGCGACAGCAACAGCACCUGAGGGGCCAGGUAGACACCUUGCUGAGGAACUUCCUGCCCUGCUACCGCGGGCAGCUGGCAGCCUCGGUCCUGUGGCAGAUCUCCCGAGAGCUGGGCCCCCAGGAGCCAGCCGGAUGCCAGCUGCUGCACAGCAAAAAGCUGCCCCAAGUCCGGGAGCACCGAGGGCCCCUGACCCAGCUGCAGGGCCACCCACCUCAGUGGCAGCCAAUCUUCUGUGUCCUGCGUGGGGACGGCCGCCUGGAGUGGUUCAGUCACAGGGAGGAAUAUGAAAAUGGGGACCGUCCCCUGGGCUCCACAGUCCUGACAGGGUACACAGUCCUGACUUCCCAGAGUGAAUAUCUCCACCUGUUGGACACUCUCUGCCCAGAAUCCUCAGGACACCAUACACAGGAAGAGCCUGACCCCCUCUUGGAAAUGCCCGUGAGUUUCCCCCUGUUCCUGCCGCACCCCUUCCGCCGGCACCUCUGUUUCUCUGCAGCCACGGCGGAGGCGCAGCGCGCCUGGAGGCUAGCCCUGCAGGGCGGCAUCCGGCUUCGAGGCACAGUCCUGCAGCGAAGUCAAGCCCCAGCCGCCCGUGCCUUCCUGGACGCCAUACGGCUCUACCGGCAGCAGCAAGGCCACUUUGGCGACGACGACGUGACCCUAGGCUCGGACGCCGAGGUGCUGACUGCGGUACUGAUGCGGGAGCUGCUGCCUGCGCUGCGAGCCCAGACCCUGCCCGGCCUGCGGGGGGCCGGCCGCGCCCGGGCCUGGGCCUGGGCCAAGCUACUGGACGCCGUCCACGCUGCAGUCCUGGCCGGGGCCUCCGCUGGGCUCCGCGCCUUCCAGCCCGAAAAGGAGGAGUUGCUCGCCGCCCUGGAGAAGACUAUCCGCCCAGACGUAGAUCAGAUGCUGAAGUUGCGGGAGCGCGUGUUAGGGAGGCUGCAGGCCAACGUCCAGGGUCCCCUCGAGUCGUGCCUGCGCAGGAAGGUGGAUGCGCAGCUGCCCCGGGUCACGCAGUCGCUGCUGAGCGCCGUGGAAGCCGAACUCGCGGCGGUGCAGACCCUCCUAACCCAGGGCAUGGACCGCCUGUCCCGCCACCUGCGUGGGAGCCCCUCCAGCACCCGGCUGCGGAGGGAGGUUUACUCAUUUGGGGAGAUGCCAUGGGACCCAGAGCUGAUGCAGACCUGCUACCGAGAGGCGGAGCAGAGCCAGGGGCGCCUGGGGCAGCUGGCAGCACCAUUUGGCUUUUUUGGAACACAGAGCCUGGUGUUUGGGGCCCAGGAUCUCGCACAGCAGCUCAUGGCUGACGCCGUGGCCACCUUCCUGCAGCUGGCCGACCAGUGUCUGACCACGGCUCUGGACUGUGCCCAGGCUGUCCAGCAGCUGGAGAAAGUCAGGGGGCGCGUGCUGAAGAAAUUCCAGUCGGAUAGCGGCUCAGCGCGGAGGAGGUUCAUCCAUGGCUGGCUGCUCUGCAUCUUCUUGCCCUUUGUGUUGAGCCAGCUGGAGCUGAGCUGCAAAGCGGAGCUGCCUGAGUUCGAAGGGGACGUCCUUGCUGUGGGCAGCCCUGCUCUGACCAUUGAGGGUAUUUAUGAGGAUGUCAUCCGGGGGGUCCUGCUGCAGAGGAUCAAUCGAGAAUUGAAAAAUGCCCUUGGUGCCAGCAACAUGUCCUGCACUCUGGAUGGCUGCUCGGAGCUUCCAUGGGACCAGGCAGAAACAGAUGUGGAAACUGAGGCUCAGAGAGGCACUUGCUCCAGACAACCAGGCUCCAGCACCGAGGUCUAGCCACUCUGCCCACUGCCUCCUCCAGGGACAUUCCAGAGCUGAAGCUUGGCCCACGUUCAUCGUCAUUCUCAAUGGAUAAAUGUCUACUAGUGGAAUUUCUGAGUCAAAGCAUAUGUACCAGUUCAAGGCUUGUAUAAUCCCCACACCUCUGCCUUACUCCUCUCCAGAAAGGCUAUGCCUUUUAACACUCUCACCAGCAGCAUUUGUACAUAUUCUCUU